Messenger RNA from Amoebophrya sp. A120, 429 nucleotides. NCBI's taxonomy places the organism in Eukaryota, Dinophyceae, Syndiniales, Amoebophryaceae. The record is from the annotation of a GenBank genome assembly.
CCAGAAGACGCGGGCUACGGGCUGGCUGCGCCAUUCUCUGUGCUGCUCCUGAACCUCGACGGACGGCUGUUAUCCAUCUGGCAGGCGGUAGCAGCGGAAAUAAUGAGACGGGCGCCGCUAGUAGUGGUGUUGUCCGAAAUCUUCAAGGCGAACGCCAGUGGGGGAUUCGACCCGGCAGAUACGAAAUGGAGGAAAAUCGAGAAGGAGCUCGCUUUAGGUACUCUGGGGCGGUACCAUCUGUACAUGGCCUUCAACUCGCUCACCCUGGUGGCGCGAGGUGUCUCGCCACCAGGCACGCGCUUCUCCGCUGUCAAGAAUUCCGGGCCGCUGGCAGGCCUCGUCCAGGGGACCAUCGCUCACAAUCACAUACGAGGAAGAGCGGUCCUGGGAUACUUAUCGCCGUCAGUUCAGGCGCAGGCCUUGCACGAC